Molecule: messenger RNA, 703 nt
Organism: Wyeomyia smithii (pitcher-plant mosquito)
Lineage: Eukaryota; Metazoa; Arthropoda; Insecta; Diptera; Culicidae
Gene: mRpS17
Product: 28S ribosomal protein S17, mitochondrial
Exons: 3
Coding region: 62-541 (159 amino acids)
Biological process (GO): mitochondrial translation
Cellular component (GO): mitochondrial small ribosomal subunit; ribosome
Molecular function (GO): structural constituent of ribosome
Source: RefSeq, a predicted model, not a curated record
UCAAAAACAUCUGGCACCUCUGUAUUUGAGUUCGGUACGGGAAGAAUCGGUGUUACCAUCAAUGCUUCAGACAAUGGCCAGUCGAGCGUUAAUGCUAUUAGGACAAGUAGUUCCAUGUAUAAAGUCGAAUGCUUCAAAAAUCCGCAUUCGGCGAAUGGAACUGGACACUAAUCUCAAUAUGUAUUUCAAAAAGGAUGAAUUUUACUUUGUGCAUGACCCAAAUAAAAUGUGCAAAAGUGGAGACAUUGUGUUGAUUAAAGAACUUCCUCAAAAACUAACAAGGUUGAUCACUCACUCGAUAGAAGAAAUAGUGUAUCCAUUAGGAGAUGUGACCGACCCUAUAACCGGCAAAAAAGUAACUGCUGGAAAAUAUCGUGAAGAUGUUGAAGAAACGAACCGACUUUUUGGAAAAUCGAGUGAAGCCUUUGACUACGAAAAAGCACCCCCUCGAGGACGACUGGAAGGAACUCAAGAUUUUAGUCAUGGUGAAACUUAUAUUAAGUAUCACGAAGAUGGAAAGGAUCAGCCAUUUGCGGUGUGAAAUGUCUUCUAAAUUGGCUUGGCAUAUUUGAUUUUAGUUUAAUGUUAAUUUGUGAAGAAUUAUACAUCGCAAUAGUUUCAAUUGGAUCACUUUAUACAACUAUGUUUUGUAACAAGAGAACGUUUCAAACAGAUAAACAAUACAAAGAAAUCGUUAAGAGAG